GCUGGCAGGUCAAUCUAAGAUGAGAAAGAAGUUUGGAUUCAUUUAAUCGUUUGGGGAUAUAAUAACUCCCUUGACCAACCAUCUCCCACUGCCUAGUGCCCGCUUCAAGUCAAUGGUAAAAUCAAAAGGAAAUUGGUUUCCAUUGAUGGUCAAAACAAGGCCAUAUGAUCUAUCAUGUGGUGAUUAAGCAGCAAGUACACUCUACCUCUAUGAUCCUCUUGCCCUAUAAAUUAUCUCCACUAAUUUCCUCGAUCGUCUCCACUCCUCUAUACAAGUCCAUUUCCUUCCCCAAUCCUCAGUUUCAUAGUUUUUCGUUACCACCCAUGAUGCCACGCCUUACAAUGAGGACUAACCUCGUACUGACAACUCUCAUUCUCGCGGGAAUCCUCGCCGGCAGCAGCUCCGUUUCCGUCCCGGACGUCGUGACGCAGGCCUUCUUCGACGGCAUCAUUGGCCAAGCCGACGGCGGCUGCGCCGGGAAGAACUUCUACACACGUGCCGCCUUCCUCGACGCCGCCGGCUCGUACCCCGACUUCGGCAAGCUCGGCUCCGACGACGAUUCUAAGCGGGAGAUCGCGGCGUUCUAUGCACAUGUCACGCACGAGACGGGACACUUCUGCUACAAAGAGGAGAUAGACGGAGCCUCAAAGGACUACUGCGACGAGAGCAACACGCAGUACCCGUGCGUCCCUGGAAAGGCAUACUUCGGGCGGGGGCCAUUGCAACUGUCGUGGAACUACAACUACGGCCCUGCUGGAGAGAGCAUCAAGUUUGAUGGCCUCAACGCCCCCGAGACGGUGGCCAAUGACGUGGUGGUGUCGUUCAAAGCCGCCCUCUGGUUUUGGAUGAACAAUGUCCAUGGCAGGGUCACCCAAGGCUUCGGGGCCACCAUACGAGCCAUUAAUAGCCUCGAGUGCAACAAUGGAAAUUCCGGUGCCGUUGACGCCCGAGUCGGCUACUACCAAGAUUACUGCGGCAAGUUUGGGGUUUCUCCCGGGGAUAAUCUCCGAUGCUAGAUCAGCAAUAUUAUUCAAUCACAACGGGCGGAGAGAGAGGGAGAGAGAGGAGCAUACAGCUGACAGGCUCCUCAACUAUUUCUUCUCACCAUGCGCAUCUCACAGGCGUAUCUUUUCUUUUCUUUUCUUUUCUAAGUCUUUGUGUGUGACUUUUAGUCCAUCCAUUGCCACCCAUUAAUUAUGUAGCGGGUUGGGGACUCUGUGUUGUUUGUUUUUGAGAUAUGAUCCUAACAAUGUACGAAUAAAUGAAUAAAUCAAUGGCUAAGAGGAACAUUAAUUCCUCUACAUAGGAAUUUAGAAGCCCUCAAUAGUAAAAUAAUACUACACAGUUCCCUUGGUCA
Messenger RNA from Malania oleifera, 1357 nucleotides. Its product is annotated as endochitinase EP3-like. The record is from RefSeq and is a predicted model, not a curated record. Gene Ontology annotation, biological process: chitin catabolic process; cell wall macromolecule catabolic process. The coding region runs from base 165 to 1016 and encodes 283 amino acids. Gene Ontology annotation, molecular function: chitinase activity. Lineage: Eukaryota; Viridiplantae; Streptophyta; Magnoliopsida; Santalales; Ximeniaceae. The transcript is spliced from 2 exons.